Molecule: messenger RNA, 571 nt
Organism: Camelina sativa (false flax)
Lineage: Eukaryota; Viridiplantae; Streptophyta; Magnoliopsida; Brassicales; Brassicaceae
Source: RefSeq, a predicted model, not a curated record
CUGAGCAAGCUCUUCACAAACAAUCUUACAAAAUAUAUUUGUUUUUAAAGAGUUUUGUAACACACUUAUCACAAUCAAAGAAAAAAAAAUCAAAAUGUAUAGAUCCACAAGCUGGAAUAGAGUGACAGAAGAUUACUCAUCCGCACCGCCUAAAGGAUUGUGGAUGGGCUCGGUGAUUGGUCCUCUUGACGAGAACGAACUACCUUCCUACAAUAAUCCACCGGAUGAAAUGAUUAAGAAUGAAAAGUCACGUACAAAAUUUGCAGAAAAAGCUAUUCACAUCAUUCCUUUUGUUCUCCUUGCAUGCGCUCUCGUACUUUGGCUCUUCUCAAAUCCAGAUGUGGUGGAUGUUGGGAUGAGAGAAGAAUCUAUAGCGGCUAGGAUUGAAGGAUUGACAAUCGAAGGAGACAUCGAUAAUGACAGCGAUGGAACUCAAACUGGUUUCUUGGGCGCCACCUUAGAACUCGGAGAUACAGACAAACCAAACCUCAAUGAUCGGACCAGACGUGGUUCAAGAAAAUUGAUCAAAGGCUUUUAAAUAAUACUAUUUUAAUUGCACCAAUCUUUUUUU